Phymastichus coffea is the source of this 5741-nucleotide messenger RNA. Its product is annotated as Golgi-specific brefeldin A-resistance guanine nucleotide exchange factor 1-like. The record is from RefSeq and is a predicted model, not a curated record. Gene Ontology annotation, biological process: regulation of ARF protein signal transduction. NCBI's taxonomy places the organism in Eukaryota, Metazoa, Arthropoda, Insecta, Hymenoptera, Eulophidae. Gene Ontology annotation, molecular function: guanyl-nucleotide exchange factor activity.
ACAGUGAACGUCUGGGCCAGUCCGCAGUCGCGGUGCUGCGGCAAUUGCCACAGUACGUGUCAUUGAUAAGCUUCUACAUAAUAAAAUAUUCUGUUUUAAUGGUAGUGUCCGGCUAACAGAUGACAGACUAACGUACAUACAAGUGAAUCCCACAAUAGUCAGACAGAAUGGUAAGAUCCAAUUUCCCGGGCGGCGGCCUCUACGUUAUCGAAAGCGAGGUCAGUCUCCUGCUGACGGCGAUGCGUCGUGAUGUCAGAUGGUCUUCUCACUCACACCAGGAUGAAGACCAAAAUAUUUUAAUGAAAGGCCUCGCAGCACUAAAAGAGGAUUUGAAUGAUGCUAAACAUCUAUGUCAUUUAGAGCCAGGAGCUUUUAUGGCUCCAUUCUUAGAAAUAAUAAGAUCUGAAAAAACAACUGGACCUGUAACUAGUCUUGCAUUAUCUGCUGUAAAUAAAAUCAUAUCUUAUGGGCUGAUUGAUCCGGAACACCCUGUAGUUGUCUCAUGUGUGGAAGCAAUAGCAGAUGCUGUUACUCAUGCGAGAUUUGUUGGAACUGAUGCAUCUGGAGAUGGAGUUGUUCUUAUGAAAAUUCUCCAUAUUUUAAGAGCACUUGUUCUAUCAUCUCUUGGUGAUAAUCUAUCAAAUGAAAGUAUAUGCGAAAUCAUGCUUAGUUGUUUUAGAAUAUGUUUUGAAACCCGUCUUAGUGAAUUAUUAAGAAGAACAGCAGAACACUGUCUGAGAGAUAUGGUACAAUAUCUGUUUGUGAGAUUACCACAGUUUACAGAUGAUACAAGAGAUUUGCUGAGUAUGAAGAAAAUGAGAAGAGAGAGUAUGGAAAAUACCAAGAGACAAAUUAAAAAGAACAAGACUUUUAAUACGAAGCCCAAACCAAAACCUAGUCAAAAUGAAAUUGAUGACACAGAAGUUCAACUUCUGAGUCCUAUUGAAAGAACAAAAAUUAAUCAUUUAGCUACAACUCCUAUAACUCCAGCUGGAAAUAUUGUAGAUAUGCAAGGCUCAUUAAAUCAAGUUACACCUGAAAAAGUAGAAGAUGACAAAAUUGAUAAAGCUAGUAUUACAAUGAGUGACACUAGUGAAAAUAAUAGUAAUAAAGAAUAUUCAAAUGUUGGAUCAAAAUCUGACAUAGAAAAUAAAUUAUCAGAAAAUGAUAAUGAUCUUCCAAAUUCAGAAUCUAAGUCAACCGAAGAUCAACCAGUUGUAGAUUCAGUAUCAAAAUCCCAGAACCAGAAUAUCAAGGUCUGUUUAUAUACCAAAUUAUUCUCAAGUAUAAAACUUUUAUGCAUUUCUUAUGAAAAUGAUUUUUACAGUACAGAUAAAAAAAUUAUAGAUAAAGAAUGUAACCAAUAUGUAUCUCCAUUGGGCAGUGUGGAUGAUUUAUCAAUAGAUGAGGCAUCAAGUGUAAAUAGAACAUAUGUACCAUCGGUUAAAGUUGAAGGAGAAUUUAUUGAUGAAUAUGUGAAUUCUCAAGGAAUAACAUUCACAGCAAUGCAGCAGCAUACUCCUUAUGGCUCACUGUGCUUACGGGAAUUUUUCCGCUUUCUGAUUUCUUUGUGCAAUCCUCUUGAUAAACAAAAUAGUGAAAUUAUGAUGCAUUUAGGGUUGAGCCUUUUGCAAGUGACACUAGAAGUAGCAGCUGAUGCUCUGUCUAAUUUUUCAUCCUUGCUUACACUUGUUAAGGAUGAUUUAGCUAGAAAUUUGAUUUUGUUACUAGGUGCAGAUAGAUUAUCGAUUCUCGCUACUGAUCUGCAAGUAUCAUUUUUGCUGUUUGAAGCGCAGAGAGAACACUUGAAAUUCCAAAUGGAACAGUUUAUUGUUAAACUAAUGGACAUGAUCAAUUCCGAUUCUAACAAAAUAACUUACGAACAGCGCGAACUUGCGUUGGAAACUAUUGUUCGAUUGUGGAAAAUACCUGGUUUGCCAGCAGAGUUGUUUAUAAAUUAUGAUUGCGAUUUAUAUUCUAUAAACUUGUAUGAGGAAUUGAUGAAAAUGAUGUCAAAGAAUGCAACAACGAUGGCUGGCGACUGGUUCAGUAUGCAAUUUAUUUCAUUGGAUGCCAUUUUUACACUGAUUGUCGGUAUAGAAGCCAGAGUUCUAAAUCAUAAUGAUAAUAUAAAUUUGUUGAAACCUUCCAGACAUUGUGCCUCGCCAAAGCUCCCUAAAAAGGAGCAUUUGCUAGAAAGGAAAACUAGGAAGAGGUUACUAGCCAUUUGUUCAGAAAAGUUCAACAAGAGUCCGAAAGAAGGUAUAGCAAAGCUAACUGAGUAUGGACUUCUGGGUAAAAUUCCAGAAUAUGCUGAUCCCAAUGAAAUAGCAAAACUACUUCGAGAAAAUCCUACUCUUGAUAAGAAAGCUAUAGGGGAGUACCUCAGCAAGAAGGAAAACACAAACGUUUUGCAUUCGUUUGUUCAAAGUUUUAAUUUUCAAAACACUCGCAUGGAUCAAGCUCUUCGUCAAUACUUAGAAGCAUUUAGGUUGCCCGGAGAAGCUCCUCUCAUUUUUCUGUUACUUGAAAAGUUUGCCGAAUACUGGCAUGAUAAUAACAACCAUCCAUUUGCUUCUGCUGAUGCUGCUUUUACUUUAGCAUAUGCUAUAAUUAUGCUUAACGUCGAUCAACAUAAUCACAAUGUCAAACGACAAAAUAUUCCAAUGACUGCAGAAGAUUUUAAGAAAAAUCUGAAGAAUGUUAAUGGUGGUGAAGAUUUCGAUCAAGAUAUGCUCGAUGAUAUUUAUAAUGCAAUAAAAAAUGAAGAAAUAGUUAUGCCAGCUGAACAAACGGGUCUCGUCAAAGAAAACUACUUGUGGAAAUGUCUUUUACGACGAGGUGUAAGCUCCGAAAGUGUGUAUGCAAGAGUUGGCAACUCCAGUGAUUUUGUCGACAAAGAAAUUACCGAAAGAGGUUGGGCACCUAUCAUCAGUGCUUUGUGCCGAGCUUAUGAUAAAGCUCACAAUCGAUCUCUACAACGCAGAGUUGCCGAAAAAUUCGAAAGUUGUGCAGCUAUUAGCGCACACUACGGAAUGACCAGCGACCUAGACACACUCAUAGUGAGCCUGUGUAAGUUUACCGGGCUCGCAGCUGGCGGCCAACCGGAUCAAGUAGUUUUGAAACUCGGUGGAAGUGGCACUUGCCAAUUAGCGACUCAAACUCUAUUUAAGAUUUGUCACGUGCAUGGCGAUGCUAUGAGAGCUUCCUGGAAGAAUAUAGUAGAUUGCCUGCAGAUGCUGUUCCGUGCAAAACUACUACCCAUCAACAUGACUGAAAUCGAAGAUUUCCUAAAUCCUUCGGGCAAAGUCUCUCUUAUCCGUGAACCUACAACACUUAAGCCACCGCCCGUGGAACAAGGUCUUCUAUCGAGUUUAUACUCUUACAUUGCCUCGGACACGUCUCGCACGCCAAAUCCUGCAGAAGUCGCCGCCAAAAAGAAAGCUAAAAAAUGCGUUGAUCGUUUCUAUCUGAAACAAAUCAUCGAGGAGAGCAAAUUUUUGCAGCUAGAGUCACUGCACUCCCUGGUAAUAUCGCUAGUAUCAGCAGAUUCGAUCGACGAGGAUAUGUCGGUGUUUCUCAUGGAGCAACUGAUCGACAUAACGAUUCAAAAUCGCGAUCGCGUAAGCAACAUCUGGCCGACGAUUCAGACGCACUUGAACGGUAUACUGACAGCGGCCGCUCGCGAGAAUCAACCUUACCUUUUGGAGCGCGUGACCGUAGGCAUGCUCAGGUUGUCUAUCCAUCUUCUGAGAAGUGAAGAAUUCGCUUGCGCUGUUUUGCCUUCUCUUUUGCCUCUAACGUACUUGCCAUCGGCUGAAACGCCUCCGUUGUGCAGACAAAUUGCUUAUGGAUUACACGACUUGGUGAAAAUCAACGCAGCGAAUAUACAUAGUACCGAGGAUUGGAAAGUGGUAUUCAAUCUGCUGGAGUAUUCGGGUGCUGGGGCGCUACAGCCUAAGCAAUUGGCAAGCAAUACCGUGCUGAAUGAGUCUUUCAAUAGAAGAUCACCCGUUCUUGAUCCUAAGCCAGUGAGCCCAGUGCCAGAAUGGGUUUUGGUAUCACCGACUGGCACAGAAGCACCACUACCUGUAGCCGAAGAUACAAUUGUUCUAGACCGCGAACUUUUACCGCAUGAUCCAACAGCUUUGGUUAAGUGCUGCGAGAGUUUACAGUUCCUCAUAAAGGAUGUCGCCCACGUGACGCCCUUAAACUUUGAGUUGUGUGUACUAUGUGUGCGAACUUUUGUCGAGGCUUUGCUUUGCCCAGUCGGUAAACGUCCUAGAAUUCACACAACUGCCAGUGGAAAAGAAUAUGCUAAUUAUCAACAGGCGCCUAUCGAAUUGCUGCACCUUAUGUAUACGCUAUAUGCUAAUGCCGAGGAGCUGUUCAGUAAAUGGGAUAAAAAAGAUGGUAACGACGAAGCUAGUUUAGAAAGCAACUACGUAUUUGUAUCAUGUCUUUUAUGGUCGAAAGCUUGGCAGCCAUUGCUUCAAGGUGUAGCUCGACUAUGCUGUGACUCGAGAAGAGCUGUUCGCGCUAAUGCAAUUUUAGCGUUACAGAGCAUUUUGCUCCAUCCUAAACUCAAACUACCCUCAGCUAUCGAAUGUUCUAUGUGCCUGAAGCAAGUUCUUUUCCCAUUGUUAACACAGUUACUAAAUCCGCUUGCUGUCAACGAUCCGCUGGCAGUCGAAGAGACGAGAGUUCGAGCUGCUACGCUUAUGUCAAAGGUCUUUCUUCAACAUCUAAAUCCACUGGCACAACUGCCUGAUUUCCUACCUCUGUGGCUGACAGUUUUAGAUCUACUACGAAGUUAUAUGCAUUCUAACAACAUUGAAAAUCUCUACGAGGCGACUCUUGAAUCAUUAAAGAACAUUCUCCUCGUAAUGUCAUCUGCCGGUGUCUUACAACCCGGCUCCCACUUGUGGACUCCGACGUGGCGUGCAAUUGACGCAUUCCUGCCAAAUCUCAAAGGCAAACUGUUUCCACAACCCCCUCCGCCCCCUCGACCAUCGAUUUCUCCUCAACCACCCUCACCUCCGCAAUCUCAGUCACUCAUCAGUCAACCGCAAUUAGUACCUCCUUCAAUCCAGCAAUUGCAAUCAACGAUAGUAAACCUGAUAGAUCAACCAAAAGUGUCUUAUCCGAAACCCAUCCCUUCUCAUCUGGAAGGUAGUUGCAACAGCCCCACUUCCCAGUCAUCACCAUCAAAUACGAGCUUGCUCUCAACUUCUCCGCUAGAUCCGUUAAAAAUGAACAUGCCGCUUAUGCUUGAAAACAAAGAACCACAGCAAAUUAUAACACUUCUUAGUCAACCUUUGUCCAGCGUCGCAAGUCCUGUCACCGUCCAGCCACCCACAACGCAAAUAUACAUGCCUCAACAGCCGCAGCAAUCGGUCUAUCCAAUCGAAAUUAAUGCAUUGGACCAAAAGCAAAGCAUGACUUAUCAAGCUAACUUCCGGCAGCAAACCGUUAGCAUUAUGGGGACCAGCUCGCCUACCAAACAUCAGUACACUCAUUUGCCGCAAAUGCAGGAUUUCAGGAGUGGCUUGUACGCUGACUCGGUUAACGUUGUUGCCGAUCGCGCAAAUCAGAUAGAAAUUCCGACGACGGACACUGCAGCGAUAUUCAAUUCGGCAGCAUACUUUAGCGAGGAUUCAGCGGCAGAUCGACUAUUUGUCGUUACCAAUCCCUGACUACGUGCUGUAUAUUUUUCGUAUAUAUUGUAUCAUAUUAAUUCC